This is a messenger RNA of Bipolaris maydis ATCC 48331, 156 nucleotides long. NCBI's taxonomy places the organism in Eukaryota, Fungi, Ascomycota, Dothideomycetes, Pleosporales, Pleosporaceae. The record is from RefSeq and is a predicted model, not a curated record.
AUGGACCUCAAAAGUGAUUCGAGCUUCACCGGACAUAUCAAUCGCAGCCGAACAGCCCGGCGCCUGCUCAUGGCGCGCGACAUGUCCGACCCAGCACUCUACGUCACUUGCCUCUUGUUCUCACCCAUGACCAGCACGCUAUGUCAAAACAUGUAG